CAGUGAGAGAUAAAAACCAGGACACUCCUCUUCAUGUUUCUUUUAGCGACCAACUCUUACAACGAUCUCAAGCAGACCAGACAUUCCUUUACAGCGAACGAGCUCAGUCAGACUAGACGUGUUGUUCACAAGUUGCAGUGAUCUGAAUAAACCUCUGUAAUCAUCAUCACCAUGUGGGCUGAGAAUGAUUUGUAUCCAGGAGUGCCCUGUCUCCAGAGCUACUCAGAGCCUACUGAUGGGAAAGUGUACAGAAUGUAUCAUGGUACCUCUCGUCAGGCUGCUGAACAAAUCAUGAAAACCGGCUUUAAACAGUCUGCAGGCGGCAUGUUAGGGCGUGGUGUGUACCUCAGUCGGGAUCUUAAUAAGGCCAGUAGAUACCCUUUGGAGCUACCUGAGCACCAGAGAGUUGUUAUAAGGGUGAGAGUCAAUGUUGGGAGAGUGAAGAAAAUUGAUAAACAAGGUCACCCAAUGCAGAAAACCUGGCAUGAUCAUGGCUACGACACUGCUUGGUGUCCUCCUGGAUGUGGCAUGGUUCGAAGUGGUCUGGAAGAAGAUUGUGUUUGGGAUCCAAGACGCAUUGAGAUCACUGAUAUAAUUCGUCCAAGAACAACAUCAGGACCAUUCUAUGACUCGACCAACUCUUACAACGAUCUCAAGCAGACCAGAUAUUCCUUUACAGCGAACGAGCUCAGUCACACUAGACGUGUUGUUCACAAGACCUCUGUAAUCAUCAUCACCAUGUGGGCUGAGAAUGAUUUGUAUCCAGGAGUGCCCUGUCUUGAGAGCUACUCAGAGCCUACUGAUGGGAAAGUGUACAGAAUGUAUCAUGGUACCUCUCGUCAGGCUGCUGAACAAAUCAUGAAAACCGGCUUUAAACAGUCUGCAGGCGGCAUGUUAGGGCGUGGUGUGUACCUCAGUCGGGAUCUUGAAAAGGCCAGUAGAUACCCUUUGAUUCUGCCUGAGAACCAGAGAGUUGUUAUAAGGGUGAGAGUCAAUGUUGGGAGAGUGAAGAAAAUUGAUAAACAAGGUCACCCAAUGCAGAAAACCUGGCAUGAUCAUGGCUAUGACACUGCUUGGUGUCCCCCUAAAUGUGGCAUGGUUCCAAGUGGUCUGGAAGAAGAUUGUGUGUGGGAUCCAAGACGUAUUGAGAUCAUUGAUAUAAUUUGUCCGAGAACAACAUCAGGACCAUUCUAUGACUGCUAAUUUGUUGUAAAAAAAAACAAAACAAAAAAAAGAUAAAAUCAAA
Molecule: messenger RNA, 1246 nt
Organism: Tachysurus vachellii
Lineage: Eukaryota; Metazoa; Chordata; Actinopteri; Siluriformes; Bagridae
Exons: 6
Coding region: 172-1203 (343 amino acids)
Cellular component (GO): cytoplasm
Molecular function (GO): NAD+ poly-ADP-ribosyltransferase activity
Source: RefSeq, a predicted model, not a curated record